Molecule: messenger RNA, 849 nt
Organism: Daktulosphaira vitifoliae (grape phylloxera)
Lineage: Eukaryota; Metazoa; Arthropoda; Insecta; Hemiptera; Phylloxeridae
Gene: SerRS-m
Product: serine--tRNA ligase, mitochondrial
Exons: 3
Coding region: 1-849 (282 amino acids)
Biological process (GO): mitochondrial seryl-tRNA aminoacylation
Cellular component (GO): mitochondrion
Molecular function (GO): tRNA binding; serine-tRNA ligase activity; ATP binding
Source: RefSeq, a predicted model, not a curated record
AUGCCAAAUUUUCUAAACCAUAAUGAAAAUCAGAUACAUCCUGAAGUUGAAAAAAUUGAAGGUGAUUUUACUAUUUUAAAGUAUGUAUGUUCACAACCGAAAUUUGAUUUUCAACCUUUACCAUUGGAAUCAUUAAAAAAAUUAAAACAUUGUUUAAAAGCAAGCAAUCUAUCAAAUUAUUGUGGUGACCGAAGAUUUAAGUUAAUAUCAGUCCCUGAUAUAUUACCAGAUGAGUUAAUUGAAAAAUGUGGAAUGCAUACUAAAGGUGAACGUACUCAAGUUUAUAACUUAAAUCCUCAUUAUUAUGGCAAUACAUGUCGGUGCUAUAGAGCUGAAGUAUCAAACAUUUCUGAAGAAAAAGGAGUUUAUCGUGUACAUCAAUUUACUAAAGUAGAAAUGUUUGGAGUAUGUUUACCAGAGGACUCAGAAAAAAUGACAUUAUAUUUUAGAAGUAUUCAAGAAGAGUUGUAUUCUUUACUAGGUUUACAUUACCGUGUAUUAGAUAUGGCUAAACAUGAAUUAGGGGCUCAAGCUUAUCGUAAAUAUGAUAUUGAAGCUUGGAUGCCUGGACGUAAAAAAUAUGGAGAAAUUUCCAGUUGUAGUAAUUGUUCUGAUUAUCAAGCUAAAAGAUUAAAUAUUCAUUCCAAUGGUAAUUGUCUUCAUACUGUCAAUGGUACUGCUUGUGCUAUUCCACGUUUGAUUAUCGCAUUGGCAGAAACACAUCAAACUGUUGAUGGAUCGAUAAAUAUUCCUAAUGUACUAAGUCAUUAUAUUACUGGAAAAAGCUUAUUUCAAAAUCUUAGUAGUUUUCCCAAACUUACUCCUGUUCAAGCUCAUAGAUAUGAAUAA